CCUGGUCCGGCUAUUGUUGUGUGCCUUUCAGCGCAACCCCGACCUAUCAGCAGCCGGUGAUUUCUGGAUAUUUUAACUGUUUUGCUCAGCUCUAACCCCGCCAUAUUAAGCGGUCUUUGUCAGCCGGCGGUGUGUCCUCGUUUUAACGGAAUAUAAAGGCUCCCGGCGGAGGACUUUGGGCUGGUGAAGUAGUUAAUCGGUAUGGGACAGACGGAAGACUGAGAUUCAACGUUCAGAGACUGCUUCUGUCGGCUGUUCCUACUUCUUUGGACAGUCGGCGUGAAAUAAAAACGUGGGGGAGAAAAUAAAAAUCACGGGCACGCAUGUAGCCGAAGCACACCGCUGCAAAGGUCGCUUUUAAGGCUCGACGAUGGGAUGUGUCAGGAGUAAAGAGGACAAGGGCCCGGCGCUGAAGUACCGACCCGAUAACUCGAAUGCCACACCGGUGAACGCCCACCUGGGCCACUACGGCCCUGACCCCACCCUGAUGGGUCAUUCGCCAGCUAUGAAGACACACAACAACAGCUACAACAGUCACGCCGCCGCCCUCACGCCCUUCGGUGGGGCGUCUUCAGUCAUGACGCCGUUUGGCGGGGCGUCCACCUCCUUCACCUCAGUGGCUGUGAGCAGUCCCUUCCCCAGUGUCAUCACAGGUGGUGUAACGUUUUUCGUGGCGCUGUACGACUACGAAGCGAGGACGUCAGAUGACCUGUCGUUCAAAAAAGGAGAUCGCUUCCAGAUUAUCAACAACACGGAAGGCGACUGGUGGGAGGCUCGCUCCAUCAACACCGGACAGAAAGGUUACAUCCCCAGUAACUACGUGGCUCCAGCCGACUCCAUUCAGGCUGAAGAAUGGUACUUUGGUAAAAUGGGCCGCAAAGAUGCUGAGCGUCUCUUAUUGCUUCCAGGGAAUCAGCGCGGCACUUUCUUGGCACGAGAGAGCGAGACGACCAAAGGUGCCUACUCUCUGUCUAUCCGGGACUGGGAUGAAAUGAAGGGAGACAAUGUUAAACACUACAAGAUCCGUAAGCUGGACAACGGUGGUUAUUACAUCACCACUCGGGCCCAGUUUGAGACGCUACAGAAGCUGGUGAAACACUACACAGAACAUGCAGACGGUCUGUGCUACAGGCUGACAACCGUGUGCCCCACCGUGAAGCCUCAGACUCAGGGACUAGCUAAAGACGCCUGGGAAAUCCCGCGGGAGUCUCUCCGACUGGAGGUCAAACUGGGCCAGGGCUGCUUCGGAGAAGUCUGGAUGGGCACAUGGAAUGGCACUACUAAGGUGGCUAUUAAGACCCUGAAGCCGGGCACCAUGUCCCCAGAGGCCUUCCUGCAGGAGGCUCAGAUCAUGAAGAAACUCCGACAUGACAAACUGGUGCCUCUCUACGCUGUGGUGUCUGAGGAGCCCAUCUACAUUGUGACAGAAUUUAUGGGCAAAGGUAGUUUACUGGACUUCCUGAAGGAGGGAGAUGGGAAAUAUCUGAAGCUGCCCCAGCUGGUGGACAUGGCUGCACAGAUCGCAGACGGCAUGGCCUUCAUCGAGAGGAUGAACUACAUCCACAGGGACCUGAGAGCUGCCAACAUCCUGGUGGCUGAGAACUUGGUGUGCAAGAUCGCUGACUUUGGCCUGGCUCGGCUCAUCGAGGACAACGAGUACACCGCCAGACAAGGUGCUAAAUUCCCGAUCAAGUGGACGGCCCCUGAAGCAGCUCUGUACGGCCGCUUCACCAUCAAAUCAGACGUCUGGUCGUUUGGGAUACUACUGACUGAGCUGGUGACCAAGGGCAGAGUACCAUACCCAGGUAUGGUGAACCGAGAGGUACUUGAGCAGGUAGAACGAGGUUACCGCAUGCCCUGCCCCCAGGGAUGCCCCGAGUCCCUCCACGAGAUGAUGAGGCAGUGCUGGAAGAAGGAGCCAGAUGAAAGACCGACCUUCGAGUACAUCCAGUCCUUCUUGGAAGACUACUUCACAGCCACAGAGCCACAGUACCAGCCAGGCGACAACCUCUAGUCUGGGGGAUUUGUGGGCGAACUGUGGCGUCACACAGAGGUACAUCAGCGGAAAUCAAAGCUUUGGACAACAGAGAACUUCGACAAAUGAGAAAGCCUUGAUGAGGCUGCAGAGAAAGAGGUUUUAAUGCUACAAACUAGUCCACAGCCACACUGGUAUAUCUGCAAGUGCAAGAAGAAAAUGUUUUGUGAGGUAGAGGUUUGUCCCUUGUGCACCCGGGGACCAAAUGCUUGGGGAGGUGUCCAGAUGUGCAGAUUGGUGCUGGUACAUUGAGCUCUGGGAACCCUGCUGAUCAGAAUAAUCCAUACGGACUUUCCACAACACUGUGAUCAGAAAGAGAGGGAUUUUCUCCUAAUUUCAAAUUAACAGCUACUCGCAGGUGCACAGUUGUUGUUGUUUUUUUUACUUUUUUUAAACGAUAAAUUCCCACUCUCUCCUCCAAUUGUUUUUUUUUUUUUAAUUUCACAUCAAAAUUCUUUGAUAUUGGAGACAAGACCUUUUAUGUACAUGAGUUUGGUUUGAAUAUGUAGGUUGGUACGUAUGGUUUUUUUUUUAAUAAGUGACCAACAACUGUGGUUGAAGUAUGUGCUGUGACUGUAAAGCUUUGACGGACAAGGACACGAUGUAAGUGAAAGGGAUGUAGUUAAUGGAUGCAAGAAUGUACUGAGAGAUCGAAGUGGAUGUACAUACAGUAUGUGCAUACAGAUGUAUUUUUAGCAGGUGUGAUCAGGUGGAUGAAUGCGAACGUGAGAAGUGAUUUGCAUGAUUCUUUUUAACACGGCCACCUGAAUGGCAAAUCACGUCAAUUUAUUACACUUUUUUUAUUAUUAUUUAAACGGGGACUUGAAAUCAUAAAGAGGUAUUUUGAUAAUAUACAAGUGCAAAAAACAUUUUUCCUGUUUAACAUUUUAUAAAUGUUUUGAAAUGGACAUUUCAGCUGUGAAACUUCAGUGAUAUUGAGUUUGUUUUUGUCAGAAAUUAGCAUCUCGUCUUUUGUUCGGUGCACAACUCUGAUUGCUGUAAGGGACUCUAGCGUACUUCUCUGUGUAUUGCACACAUCUGCACAGGCUAACAUUGCAGUAGAUGAGUUAUCUCACAGUAGAUGGUCCAGGAAACUGUUAGAACUAUGUGUCGAAUUCACAUCGUGUAAAUCUUCCUUUGCGGCUGUAGUAUUUCUUUCUCUUUGUCCCAGUCAAAUCCCACCAACCUGUGACUCAACGCGCCUUCAGUGUCUUCAGUUCUGUGUCUGCUGGAGGGAAACUUUUAUCCAAAGCCAACAAGACAAAACAAAUCUCUCAAUUUGUAAAUGACUAUGCAAAGUCAACCAGCGAUGUUUGAUGGAACGAGAGAGUGUCAAAUGAUACCUGCCUGCGCCAAGCUCCUCUUAUGUUUUUGUUGUUUUUGUUCAUUUCGAUUCCCAGUUGUAGAGAUGAUGGAUCACUUCUGGAGUGAAGUAAUGAGAACCAGACAGAACAAACACGCUGUGUUCAGGUCAGGCCUUUAGUGCUUUUCUAGGUGUUGACACUCCAAAAGGCCAAUAAUGAGUUCUUAGAGGUACUUCCACUGUCUGUCCAGCGCCAUGUGACGGGAAGAUUGAAAAGAUGUAAAGGCAUCUUCUUAUUCAGUCAGUAAGCUUGAGGAUUGGACAAAGAUGUGAACAUUUUUUUGUAUUUCUUUGUGUGCAUCACUCACGAGAACCUAAUAUGUGAUUGUUGAUGGGACUUCAUCUAGUGGGAAGAUAAUGAAAUUAAUGAGAAUGGUAACUAAUAUGAUUUUGUACAGAAAAAUAAAAGUUUUACUCAA
Molecule: messenger RNA, 3817 nt
Organism: Chelmon rostratus (copperband butterflyfish)
Lineage: Eukaryota; Metazoa; Chordata; Actinopteri; Chaetodontiformes; Chaetodontidae
Gene: yes1
Product: YES proto-oncogene 1, Src family tyrosine kinase
Exons: 12
Coding region: 371-2014 (547 amino acids)
Biological process (GO): protein phosphorylation; cell surface receptor protein tyrosine kinase signaling pathway; innate immune response
Cellular component (GO): extrinsic component of cytoplasmic side of plasma membrane
Molecular function (GO): signaling receptor binding; non-membrane spanning protein tyrosine kinase activity; ATP binding
Source: RefSeq, a predicted model, not a curated record